Ceraceosorus bombacis is the source of this 626-nucleotide messenger RNA. The record is from the annotation of a GenBank genome assembly. Lineage: Eukaryota; Fungi; Basidiomycota; Exobasidiomycetes; Ceraceosorales; Ceraceosoraceae.
AUGGCACCCAAUGUUGGUGAUGCCGGCCCUCGUCCAGCAAGUGGCGACUCAGCAACUCCGCCCGGCGUGUCAUCACGCCCCUCGAUGCCUGGCGUUGCGCUCACCACGGCUCAGCAAGCAACGCCGCAACCGCCGUCGGACGCUCACUCCGUCUUUGCUGCAACCUCCCUUAUGGCGCCUGGUCCACCUUUGGCAACACAGAACACGGCCGCACCACCACCAGCCCCACUGACGAACGGUGAAAGCUCAGAUCGUGCACCGUCGAUCAACCGCGAUAGUCUGUGGGCCCCAUGGGCCCGUUGACUCAAAGCGACAUUGACCAAUGGACGGCCUCUAUGGAUGCACCCUCGGUGCUUGCCCCUCAAGAUGCUGCAGGUGAUCAGCCUGGUGCAAUGCAGAUCAUCUCUGUAGCCCCUGCAGCAACGCCAUCGGCCACCAUCGAGCAGGCUGUGGCUCCGGUUCCAACUGUCGGCCCUACGGCCUCUUCUCCUCCGCCCUCUGCUGCUGACGCCGUUGCAGCAGGUGCCUCCUCUCCCUUGGCCAGCCAAGGUUCGCCUGGACGUCGCGGCCGCCGCAACAUGCGCUCUGUCGAGCCAUCAGAUCGGGUGAUGAGGACACGCAAAUGA